AUGGAGUUUACACAUUUAUCUCUUUUAGCUCUAUUUUGUUUGACUUUUCUGGGAACCAAUGGAUCUAGAUCAGGAGAAGAAUACUGGAAAUCUAUUUGGCCGAACACUCCUAUACCUAGACCUCUUUUAGAUCUACUAUUGUCUGAUAGCAAAACCAGUGUGCCUAUUAGAGACCAAGAAAAGAAUCAAUAUUGGACACUCUUUUUUGAACAUGACCUAUAUCCUGGAAAAAAGAUGAGUUUAGGCAUCCAUAAACAUUCAAAGACACAUGUGUCUGUCGAAAAUACAAAUCAACCUUUUGGAAUUAACACAUGGUGGGAUAAAAAAUCAAGUGAAAAAGCAAACCUACCAAUUGAAUAUGAAAUUAGGAAACCAAUUGAAACUUUUGGAAUUCUUAUAUGGACAGGUAAACCAAAUAAAGGUAUUGGAAGUCUCACAGAAACUGAUAAAAAAAAUGAAAGAUUAAGUCAAACUUCUACAAUACCCCUAUGGACUGAAGAAGAGAGGCACAUUUUUCAAGACUAUUGUGGGAAAUCUUCACCAAUCGGGGAAGAUAAAUAUUGUGCACCUUCUUUAGAAUCAAUGAUGAGUUAUGUGAUUUCGAAACUUGGAAAAAAUAUCAAAGCAAUGUCAAGUUCCUUUUCUCAAAGUCAUGACGAAUAUGUAGUAGAGGAAGUGAAAAAAAUUGGCGACAAAGCAGUAAUGUGCCAUAGACUGAAUUUUAAAAAAGUGGCAUUUUAUUGCCACCAAAUAAAUGCGACAACAACUUACAUGGUUCCAUUGGUGGCUUCUGAUGGAACUAAAUCUAAUGCAUUAACUAUUUGCCACCAUGAUACAAGAGGUAUGGAUCCUAAUAUCAUUUAUCAAGUUCUUAAGGUCAAACCUGGAACUAUUCCUAUUUGUCAUUUUAUUGGCAAUAAGGCUAUUGCAUGGGUACCCAACAAAGAUGUAACCGCAUCUAAUGGCCAUCCUUGUGUUAUCUAG
Vicia faba (fava bean) is the source of this 984-nucleotide messenger RNA. NCBI's taxonomy places the organism in Eukaryota, Viridiplantae, Streptophyta, Magnoliopsida, Fabales, Fabaceae. The record is from the annotation of a GenBank genome assembly.